Messenger RNA from Sphenostylis stenocarpa, 3033 nucleotides. The record is from the annotation of a GenBank genome assembly. NCBI's taxonomy places the organism in Eukaryota, Viridiplantae, Streptophyta, Magnoliopsida, Fabales, Fabaceae.
AUGAAGCCUCAAGACAUUUUUAACCUGAUUAUCAAGGUGGGGCCAUAUAUAAAGAAGGUGCUGAAAGAACUUAGUUCAUAUGAAAGUAGAGUUCGAGAACUAGCCAAAGAUGUUAGUAAGCUACAGAGAAAGCAAAAAAGAGUGCAAAGUAAAGCUAGAGAGGAAGAAAGAAGACAUGGGAGAACUAUUGACGAUGAAGUCGUUCAAUGGUUAAAAGGUGUGGAUCAGAUCAUUUGUUUGUAUGGGAAUUUCUUGAAAGAUGAAGAAAGUCAAUAUGCUGUGUUUUCCAAUGGUUACCUUCCAAAGCCGGCGAUAAGGUAUCGUCUAAGCGUAAUGGUAAUUUAUAUUACAAAGAGGGUCAAGGGACUACUGGAUACCAAUCUUGAUAACUUUUCUUAUUUGUCGGGUCCACCUUCCUUUGAUGCUGAUUUUGACAACAUUAGGUAUGAAAUGUAUGAGUCGAGAAAUCAAACUAGGGCUGAAAUUAUGGCUGCAUUGGCAGACUCGAAUGUUGGACUGAUUGGAGUUUAUGGGUUGAGUGGUGUGGGGAAGACUAGUUUGAUCAAAGAAGUUGCCAUGGAAGUAAAAGUCAACAUGUUUGAUGAGGUGAUUAUGGUGAAUGUAACAAGUCGUCCCGACAUACGCAGUAUUCAAGGACAAAUUGCUGACAACUUGGGGGUUGAGUUGAAAGAAGAGAGUGAGAGUGGAAGAGCAGCUCGCCUUAGGGAGAUAUUGAAGAACCCCAAGGAUAAAACCCUUUUAAUCCUAGAUAAUAUGGUGGUGAAACUAGACUUGAACAUGUUGGGAAUUCCAUCCGCGAACAUUGCGAGUAGCCAGACGAAUCACAAAACUUUGAUGAUUUCCAGCAGCGAACAACUCUUGUUAAGGCAGACGGAUGGGAGACGAAUUCGAAAAAUUCGUGUAGAAGCAUUAACAGAAGAGGAAGCAGAGAGUAUGUUCAAGACCAUGGCUGAAAUGGGUGAAGAUUCUACCUUCAAAUCAUUAGCAGCUCAAAUUGCCAAAAAGUGUAGAGGGUUGCCCAUGACGAUAGUAACUACUGCAACUGCAUUAAAAGGCAAGAGCCUUCCGAUAUGGAAGGAUGCAUAUCGAAGGCUUGAAAGCCAAAACUUAACAGCAAGGCCUGAGUUUUCCACAAAGCUGAGUUAUGAACUUCUAGAAGAUAAGGAGCUCAAGCACACUUUCUUAAUUUGUGCUCGUAUGAAUCAUGAUGCAUUAAUUACUGACUUGGUGAGAUACUGCAUUGCUUUGGGUUUAUUUCAAGGAAUUUACACAGUAAGGGAAGCUACAGAUAGAGUACAUGCGUUGGUUGCAAAGUUGAAAGAUUUAAGUUUGUUGUCAGAUAGUUUUUCAAGGGAUCGUUUCACCAUGCAAGAUGUUGUCCGUGAUGCAGCUUUGUCAAUAGCUUCCCAGCAGAUGAAUGCCUUUGCAUUGACAAAGGGUAAACUAGAUGAAUGGCCUGACAUAGACAAGCUUAAAAGGUAUACUGCUAUUUCCUUUGAUCAUUGUGAUUUGACUGACCUCAUGAAGGAGUUUUCUAAACCCAUAAACUGUCCUAGACUUAGAGUUUUCCAUCUUGACAAUAAGGAUCCACUUCUGCAUAUACCAGAUAACUUUUUUAACGCAAUGAAAGAACUCCGAUUGUUGACAUUGAUUGGCCUUCAUCUAUCAUCCUUAUCAUCAAUUAAAUGCUUAAAAAAACUCAGAAUGCUUUGUUUGGAGCGAUGCAAGUUAGGCGAUUUAUCUGCAAUUGGAGAGUUGGAGAAAUUAAGAGUUCUUAGUUUAUCAGGAUCUGAUUAUGAUAAAUUGCCUGCUGAAUUUAGCCAGUUAACUAAGCUACAAAUUUUGGACAUGAGUGAUAGUUUUAAACUUGAAAAUAUUCCCGCUGGUGUAUUGUCUAGUCUGACUAGUUUGGAAGAGUUGUAUGCGGGAAGCAGCCAUAUAUGGAAAGGACAGGGAAACGCUAAUCUUUCUGAGCUUAGACAACUGAAUCAAUUAACAACACUAGAUAUACAGAUCCCAAAAAUUACCCAUUUUCCAGAGAAUUUGUUCUUUGACAGGUUGGAUAGUUACAAGAUCGUCGUUAGAGAGUUCAACGAAUAUCCAGAGUGGGAUUUCAAGGUGCUAGAGAUGUGUGAAGCAUCAAGAUAUUUAGCACUUCAACCAGAAAACGGCUUCGACAUUCAUCACUGGAAGGGUAUCAAAAUACUGUUUGAAAGAGUUGAAAAUUUGUUGCUGGGACAGCUCAAUGACGUUGAUGAUAUUUUCUCUGAAUUGAAUUAUGAAGGAUUUCCCUAUCUAAAAUAUUUGUCCAUUGCAAGUAACUCGAAAGUUCAGUCCAUCAUCAAUUCAAAGAACCAAAACCUUCCUGAGAAAGCAUUUCCCGAAUUAGAGUCAUUAUUUCUCUAUGAAGUCAACAACAUGCAGCAUAUUUUCCAGAGUAAAUUUACACCUGAUUCCUUCUGCAAUCUGAAAAUCAUUAAGAUCAAGAGGUGUGGUCAAUUAAAGAAUGUCUUCUUCUCUUCUAUGAUACAACAUCUCUCUGCGCUUGAAACAAUGGAAGUAUCUGACUGUAAGUCAUUGAAGGAGAUUGUUACCAUGAAAAGGGAUAGCAAUAGAUCUACAGAUGAUAUCAAGUUUCCUGGAUUGCGCUCUUUGACACUACAAUAUUUGUCUGAAUUAAAUGGAUUCUACACCGAUGAUGCAUCAACAGGAAAGCAAGCUCUAAAUACAAAGCCCGGUGAACUCUUUGAUGAAAAGUUGGAUGUGAAUGAUUGCAUGAAUUUGCGAUACCUACUGUCCCUUUCGAUGGCCAAAAUUCUGAUGAAUCUUCAAAGCCUUUACGUAAGUCAAUGUGGGAUGAUGGAGAGCAUAUUCAAAAUGGAAGUUAGUUUGACCGAUAUAGAGAAAGCCUUCUACAAAAUCCUACAUGUGAUAUAUGCAAGUAUUUCAUGUCCUACACUUUUAUGUGGAAAUUCUAUAACAGUGUAUGACCUUCAAGUACCAUGGUCAUAG